Molecule: messenger RNA, 717 nt
Organism: Acanthosepion pharaonis
Lineage: Eukaryota; Metazoa; Mollusca; Cephalopoda; Sepiida; Sepiidae
Source: the annotation of a GenBank genome assembly
AUGUUUAGAUCCUCGAAUAUUUCUUCCCUCUUUUCUUUCUUUCUUUCUUUCUUUCUUUCUUUCUUUUCAUUGAUAAUUUUCAGAUUCGCGAAUAUUUCUUUCUUUUUCUUUCUUCUCAUUUCUAAUAUUCUCGAAUAUUUCUUCCCUCCUUUCUUUCUUUCUUUCUUUCUUUCUUUCUUUCUUUCUUUCAUAUCAUCAUUAAAAAUUUCAAAUUUCUCGAAUAUUUCUUUUUUUUUUCUUUCUUUCUUUACUUUUUUCUUCUCAAUUUUCUUUUUUCUUUCUAAUUUUUUCUUUCUUUCUUUUCUUUCUUUCAGUUUUCUCUCCGUUCAUUCCGCUCUCGAAUAUUUCUCCCCUCCUUUCUUUCUUUCUUUCUUUCUUUCUUUUCAUUGCUAUUUUUUAGAUUCUCGAAUAUUUAUUUCCUUCCUUCUGUCCUUCUUUCUUUCUUUUUUUUCAUCUGCUCUCGAAUAUUUCUUCCCUUCUUUCUUUCUUUCUUUCUUUCUUUCUUUUUUCUCACUGCUAAUUUUUGGGUUCUCGAAUAUUUCUUUCCAUCUUUCUUUCUUUCUUUCUUUCUUUCUUUCUUUUUUUUUUCAAAUUUAUUUCCAUUGUUUCUUUCUUUCAUUCCAAACUUCUCUCUUACCUUCUUUCUUUCUUAUUAUUGCCAAUUUUGAUGCUCUCGAAUAUUUCUUUCUUUCUUUCUUUUUCCCCCCUACUCAUUAA